Messenger RNA from Chenopodium quinoa (quinoa), 1872 nucleotides. RefSeq names its product protein transport protein Sec61 subunit alpha-like. Gene Ontology annotation, molecular function: transmembrane protein transporter activity; ribosome binding; signal sequence receptor activity. Gene Ontology annotation, biological process: post-translational protein targeting to membrane, translocation; SRP-dependent cotranslational protein targeting to membrane, translocation. The record is from RefSeq and is a predicted model, not a curated record. The transcript is spliced from 7 exons. Bases 182 to 1609 code for a protein of 475 amino acids. Lineage: Eukaryota; Viridiplantae; Streptophyta; Magnoliopsida; Caryophyllales; Amaranthaceae. Gene Ontology annotation, cellular component: Sec61 translocon complex; membrane.
AAUACUUUUUUAAAUUAAUACGGAGUAAUAGUUUGAAGUAAAGUAGAAAUCCAAAAUUUCUGUAUAUUUACUCCUACUCCCCCCUCCUCCUUCUCCCAUAGUCUCCGCGUCACUUUCUCUCUCCUCCAUCGAGCUUCUGUAGAUCUGUUGUAAGAAUUGGUUUAAUUAAGUAGUUUUGAGAAUGGGAGGAGGAUUCAGAGUAUUGCAUUUGGUGCGGCCAUUUCUGUCGUUUCUUCCUGAGGUGCAAACGGCAGACAGGAAGGUGCCCUUUAGAGAAAAGGUCAUCUACACUGUUAUCUCGUUGUUUAUAUUUCUUGUGUGCAGUCAGCUUCCGCUCUAUGGAAUUCACUCCACAACCGGAGCUGAUCCGUUUUAUUGGAUGCGUGUCAUCCUUGCUUCCAACCGUGGAACCGUCAUGGAGCUUGGUAUCACUCCCAUUGUCACAUCUGGGUUGGUGAUGCAACUCUUGGCUGGGUCUAAGAUUAUUGAAGUUGACAACAAUGUCCGAGAGGACCGUGCACUUUUGAAUGGUGCACAAAAGUUGUUGGGUAUUCUGAUUGCUGUUGGUGAGGCUGUAGCAUAUGUUCUUUCUGGGAUGUAUGGAAGUGUUGGACAGCUUGGUGUUGGCAACGCAAUCCUUAUCAUUCUUCAACUGUGCUUUGCUGGAAUUAUUGUGAUCUGUCUUGAUGAACUUCUUCAGAAGGGAUAUGGUCUAGGCUCUGGAAUUUCACUUUUCAUUGCUACCAACAUCUGUGAGAACAUCAUCUGGAAAGCAUUCAGCCCAACCACCAUCAAUGCUGGCCGUGGAGCUGAGUUUGAGGGUGCUGUCAUUGCUUUGUUCCACCUCUUAAUUACCAGAACUGACAAAGUUAGGGCCCUUCGAGAGGCAUUUUAUAGGCAGAACCUGCCCAAUGUGACCAACUUGCUUGCAACUGUCCUGGUCUUCCUUAUUGUCAUAUACUUCCAAGGAUUCCGAGUUGUUUUGCCUGUGCGGUCAAAGAACGCACGUGGCCAACAGGGCUCAUAUCCCAUCAAGUUGUUUUACACCUCCAACAUGCCCAUCAUUCUUCAAUCUGCUCUCGUGUCCAACCUUUACUUCAUCUCACAGUUGUUGUACAGGAAGUACAGCGGAAACUUCUUUGUGAAUUUGUUGGGCAAGUGGAAGGAGUCUGAAUAUGGUAGUCAGUCAAUCCCAGUUGGUGGACUUGCUUACUAUGUUACUGCCCCAGCCAGCUUGGCAGACAUGGCAGCACAUCCUUUCCAUGCUCUGUUCUAUAUUAUUUUCAUGCUUUCUGCCUGUGCUCUAUUCUCAAAGACAUGGAUUGAGGUUUCUGGAUCGUCUGCUAGAGAUGUGGCUAAGCAGCUCAAGGAACAAGGUAUGGUUAUGCCUGGACACCGUGAUUCAAACUUGCAGAAGGAACUCAACCGUUACAUUCCCACUGCUGCUGCCUUUGGUGGAAUCUGCAUUGGUGCAUUGACAGUUUUGGCAGAUUUCAUGGGUGCCAUUGGAUCAGGAACUGGAAUUUUGUUGGCAGUGACCAUCAUUUACCAGUACUUCGAGACUUUCGAGAAGGAAAGAGCAAGCGAACUUGGAUUCCUUGGGCUCUAAGCACCUAGUCACAAUUUUGGCGAAUUUGAGGGAAUGGAAUUAGGUGAUCAAUGUUAGAAAAAUCCCAACAGUAGUCUUUCUCUUCCCCAGGAUUCUCUACGUGUAGUACAUUUGUUUUUUCUCUUGUCAACAUAACUUACAUUUAAUAGAAUACAGUUUAAUGCUAAUUCAAAUGUUUUCGAUCAGGGAUGAAAUUUUACUUGCUAGGACAUUUGUUAUUACAACUAGUCAAGUUAUAGAAUCAGUAGUUGAUUUUGCAGUUA